AUGAAGUACCUCGAGGAGCGUGAUGUGGACGUGGCAAUUGUCCAAGAACCAUGGCUUGUCAAAGGUAAGGUCAUUGGACUUGGACUGAGUGGGUAUCAUCUCUACACUCCACAUGCACAAGGUAAGAUUAGAACCUGUGUAGUUGCAAAGAAGGGUCUUAAUAUUUUUCCCUUAACUUCUUACAGCAAUGGAGAUCUCACAGCGGUAGUAUGUGAACAAAGGCACAGGCCCAGCUUGCUGCUAACGUCCGCAUACUUUCCGUACGAUGAAGAAGAACCACCACCAGCAGCCUUUCGAGCACUGACUGCUUAUGCAAAAUCACGAGAAUUGUUUCUGAUAGCUGGUUGCGAUGCAAAUGGACAUCACGAGCUCUGGGGUAGCAGUGAUACCAAUAGCAGGGGUGAGUCCAUUUUUGAUUUUAUUCUUUCUACUAGCCUAACUUUAUGCAAUAAAGGCAAUAAGCCAACAUUUCGCAAUAGGGUUAGGGAAGAGGUUAUUGAUAUUACAGUGGUCACAGAUUCUAAUUACUUUAAAGUAGACAAUUGGAGAGUAUCAGACACGCACUUCUUUUCGGAUCACUGUCGGAUACACUUCACCAUCAAUCUAGAAGUUAAUAGUCCAAGACCAUACAGAAAUCCCAAAAAUGCCGACUGGUCAAAUUUUUCGAAACUUGUGAACCAAAAGCUAAUUCGGACAAACGUCAAAAUUGGUCAAGCGAACGCAAACAUUAAUAAAGUGGUCGGUCGCAUUACGGGUAUCUUGAACAAAUCUUUUGAAUCAGCUUGCCCCCUAACUAGGCCAAAAACCAAACCUCAACCGGUUUGGUGGAGUGCGGAAUUAAGGGUGCUGAGAACUACUUCCAGAAAACUCUGCAACAAGGCAAAAGGCAGCCAGCAAGAAGAGCAUGGAAAUUUUUAUAAAGCCAGUUUUAAUAUGUGUAAAAGCAGAAUUAAAACUGUAAAGAGAAAUUCCUGGCAACAGUUCUGCGGAACUAUUGAGACUAUAAAUGAAGCAUCAAGGUUACGAAGGAUACUAUCUGGAGAAUCAACAACCCUGGGCAGUAUUAAAAAACCAGACGGCUUAUGGACAGACUCGAGUCAGGAAUCCCUUAAUAUUUUAAUGAUGACACACUUUCCAGGCUACACCGACUCGAUUGACUGUGAAUCACAGUUAAAUCCUGUCCAAGCAGCUAGGACUGACGUCGUAAAUAUUAUUAGCAGAGAUAAAGUUACUUGGGCAAUUAACUCCUUUGAUCCUUACAAAUCGUCGGAACCAGACGGAAUAAUACGUGCCAUGAUGCAACACUCUGCUGAAAGCGUGGGUCCUUUUCAAGAUGCUUAA
Molecule: messenger RNA, 1341 nt
Organism: Teleopsis dalmanni
Lineage: Eukaryota; Metazoa; Arthropoda; Insecta; Diptera; Diopsidae
Exons: 1
Coding region: 1-1341 (446 amino acids)
Molecular function (GO): catalytic activity
Source: RefSeq, a predicted model, not a curated record